CUUAUUUUAUUAAAUGGAAAUGUUUAGCCAGUGAAAAGCCCUUUCUCAAAAAAAAAAAAAAAAAAGUUUAGCCAGUGAAAUUUGUUAAAGCGUUGUAGACCACUGGCUUUUCUUUAUUUAUUUGUUUUUUGAAAAAAUUCACCGGAAGUUGCAUAUGACACUUGUUAAUUUUCGACAAGAAAAAAAAUCGAAACAUGACAUUUCAUAUAUAUAAAGAAAUCAUGUACGUAAACUUUUGUUUUCUCUGAUAAUGUUCUCCGCAUAUGAAACAAGAAGAUGAUCGUGAUCCUCUAAUCGUUCUUUUCUGUUAUGUUUCAGAUGUGCCUGGACAUUGCGGAAGAAGAGACCUAAAAAUAAAUAAUUACACGAAGACAUAUCUGAAGGCAACAAAAAAAAAAACAGAAAUCAAGAUAAGAAGACAAUGCAGGGAGACUAGGGAAGGAAGGAUGUUUUCUUGUUUGUUUUGUUUUAAAACCUUCCUUCCAUAUCUCUCUGUGCAUUAACGCCUUACGUUCUUGUUCCUCCUUUCUUGUUUUGGACAAGAGUUCAUUGAUUGUAUAAUGGGGAACUGCUGUGGAACGGGAGGAACGUUGAUAGGCAAUGAUAAGAACAAGAAAGGUUUCAAAAUUGCAAACCCUUUCUCAAUCGAUUACGGUCGCCGUCACGAUGGAGAUAAGCUUGUUGUCCUCAAGGAACCAACGGGUCCUGAUAUCAAGCUGAGAUACAACCUAGGUCGUGAGCUAGGUCGAGGUGAGUUUGGUGUCACGUAUCUAUGCACAGACAACGAGACAGGAGAGGUUUUUGCAUGCAAAUCCAUAUUAAAGAAGAAGCUCAGAACGGCGGUGGAUAUAGACGACGUUAGGAGGGAAGCUGAGAUCAUGAGGGUUAUGCCUGAGCAUCCAAAUAUCGUCACGUUGAAAGAGACUUAUGAGGAUGAUAAGGCUGUGCAUUUGGUUAUGGAGCUUUGUGGUGGCGGUGAGCUUUUUGAUAGGAUUGUGGCUAGAGGGCAUUACACGGAGAGAGCUGCAGCUUCGGUUAUUAAGACAAUUAUGGAAGUUGUUCAGAUGUGUCAUAAGCAUGGAGUAAUGCAUAGAGACCUAAAACCUGAGAACUUCUUGUUUGCAAACAAAAAGGAAACUGCACCUUUGAAAGCGAUUGAUUUUGGUCUCUCUAUUUUCUUUAAACCGGGCGAGAAAUUUAACGAAAUUGUUGGUAGUCCAUACUACAUGGCUCCUGAGGUACUAAAGCAGAGUUAUGGACCAGAGAUUGAUAUCUGGAGCGCAGGUGUAAUCCUUUACAUAUUGCUAUGUGGUGUACCACCUUUUUGGGCAGAAACCGAUCAUGGAGUAGCAAAAGCAAUUCUUAAAUCUGUGAUUGAUUUCAGAAGAGACCCCUUGCCUAAAGUUUCUUCAAAUGCAAAAGAUCUUAUCAAGAGGAUGCUUCAUCCUGACCCAAAGCGUCGUCUUACAGCUCAACAAGUGCUUGAUCAUCCAUGGAUUCAAGAUGGUAAGAAUGCUUCCAAUGUAUCAUUGGGUGAAAGUGUAAGAGCAAAGCUCAAGCAAUUCACAGUUAUGAACAAGCUCAAGAAAAGGGCACUCAGGGUUAUUGCUGAGCAUCUAUCGGUUGAAGAAGCAUCAGGAAUAAUAGAAAGAUUCCAAGUAAUGGACACUAGCAACAGAGGAAAGAUUACCAUUCAAGAGCUAAGACUUGGCUUGCGAAAGCUCGGGAUUGUUGUUCCUCAAGAUGACAUUCAAAUCUUGAUGGGCGCGGGAGAUGUUGAUAAAGAUGGAUAUAUAGACGUUAAUGAGUUUGUUGCCAUAUCGGUACACAUCAGGAAGAUGGGAAACGACGAGCACUUAAAGAAAGCUUUUAAGUUCUUUGAUCUUGAUAAGAGUGGUUAUAUUGAAAUAGAUGAGUUACGAGAUGCUUUGGCAGAUGAGUUUGAUACUACUAGUGAAGAAGUUGUCGAAGCCAUUAUCUAUGAUGUUGAUACCAAUAAGGACGGAAGGAUAAGCUAUGAAGAGUUUGCAACGAUGAUGAAAACGGGAACGGAUUGGAGAAAAGCUUCUAGGCAGUACUCGAGGGAUCGGUUCAAGAAUCUUAGUCACAAACUGAUGCAAGAUGGGUCUUUGCAGUCUCAUGGAGAUACAAAAUAGAGCUUGAAUCCCAAGCAGGGAUACUUAUUCUCACUCUCAGAAGAUUGUCUUGAAUCUGCUCACGAGUACUCUGAAUAUAAUAUACAAAAUUACAAAUAUACAAAUAAUGCAAUUAUAUAGGUUUUCUUUUCUUUUUUUAAAACAACGUACACCUUUUCUGGGGGUUUAACCGACAUAUUGUUUACUAUGAUAUAAUACAAUCCAUACGAACCAGUAUGGUUGGAUUACAUAUCAAAGUUAAUGCAAAGACUCCCGGAUAACUUUUUCAUUAACUUGUUGCUUAGCCUUUGGCAAGAGGUUAUAUGAUAUAGUUAACAGUGAGACUAAGCAAGCCUCUGUUAUGUUAAUCAUAAACUCAAUGAUCAAUUUUAACAAUCCAAUGAAAAUAACAACUAAAUCGAAGAAUAACAUUUCUCACAUUGUAAAAAAAAUGUAAAGUAGAAUAGAAUAUGAUAUAUUAUUGUGUUGUGUUUAAUAAGAGAAUACAAUACG
Messenger RNA from Brassica napus (rape), 2648 nucleotides. RefSeq names its product calcium-dependent protein kinase 14-like. The record is from RefSeq and is a predicted model, not a curated record. Gene Ontology annotation, biological process: intracellular signal transduction; peptidyl-serine phosphorylation; protein autophosphorylation. NCBI's taxonomy places the organism in Eukaryota, Viridiplantae, Streptophyta, Magnoliopsida, Brassicales, Brassicaceae. Gene Ontology annotation, molecular function: calcium/calmodulin-dependent protein kinase activity; calcium ion binding; calmodulin binding. The transcript has 8 exons. Bases 561 to 2156 code for a protein of 531 amino acids. Gene Ontology annotation, cellular component: cytoplasm; nucleus.